Micropterus salmoides (largemouth bass) is the source of this 1196-nucleotide messenger RNA. Its product is annotated as mast cell tryptase-like. Gene Ontology annotation, biological process: proteolysis. Lineage: Eukaryota; Metazoa; Chordata; Actinopteri; Centrarchiformes; Centrarchidae. The record is from RefSeq and is a predicted model, not a curated record. Bases 1 to 768 code for a protein of 255 amino acids. The transcript is spliced from 5 exons. Gene Ontology annotation, molecular function: serine-type endopeptidase activity.
AUGAAAACUAGACGUGGUCUUAAAGUGGACUUAGUGUCUGCUAAAGUGUUCUUGACUACAGUUCUGCCUUUCAUUUUCUUUUGUUUCUCUUCUCAUAACCUCAGCGCAGGCGUAGGCACGAGCACUCUGACUGUGGUUCUGGGUCUCCAGAGUCUACAGGGAACAAACCCCAAUCAAGUGUCUCGGGCAGUAUCACAGAUCAUCACUCAUCCCAAAUUUAACCCUGGAACUUUUGAAAACGACAUCUGCCUCCUGAAGCUCUCCUCACCGGUGGGUUUCAACGCCUACGUCCAGCCCGUCUGUCUGGCAGCCACAGGCAGCACCUUCUACAAGGGCACUGUCUCCUGGGCCACCGGCUGGGGCAAUGUUGGAACUGGAGUGUCCCUUCCUUACCCACAAAAGCUAAUGGAGGUGCAGCUGCCGAUUGUGGGGAACAGACAGUGUACCUGUACCUACGGAUUGAGCCUGAUCACAAACAACAAGAUGUGUGCCGGUGCUGGAGGGAAGGACAUCUGUCAGGGGGAUGGAGGAGGUCCGCUGGUGAGCAAGCAGGGCGGUCGCUGGAUCCAGGGGGGAAUCACGAGUUUCCUCAGUAAUAAGGGCUGCGCAGUGCCUAAUAUCCCAUCAGUCUACACCCGAGUGUCCCAGUAUCAGUCCUGGAUCAACAGCCAGAUCACCAUCAACCAGCCGGGCUAUUACACCUUCAUGUCCGCUGGGACUGACGGUGACCUCAGCGUCACCUGUUCUCCACCAAGAACUGCACGCUAACAGUGAUCUGGUGGUGAGCAGGGCGGCUGUCGGUUCCAGGCAGCGGGGUUAAUAGGUGGAAACAACGCCUCCAACACCACCACCUUCCUGGUUAAUCUCCAGCCUCCAUCAGCAACACCAACAGCACCAGCACAGCUGCCGCCAACAUACCGACUACCAGCGGAGGCGCUCCUGCUCACUCCCCCUUCUUCUUCUUCUUCAUCCAUAUCCUCAUCUUCUCUGUGUGAGAGAUUCUGGAUGGAAACUGCUUUCUCUCUAAAAUAAAUCUUUCUGUCUGCUUCCUUUUGCUUUGAGCGUGUGUGCUACUGCUCUCAAUCUGAAGUCUAAUCCAAAAGUCCUGCAGUAAAUCCUCCUUCACGAUGGUUAUAACCUGUUUGUGUUGAAAGUGUUUUAGAGAUGUGUUGAUUCAACUGUCAUUUUGGAGACUG